UCAAACCACCACAGCCAGAGCAGCUCUCGAGAGGAACAGAGCAACAGUCAGCUCUCAUAUUCUGGAGUCAGAUACCCCCAAUAUCCUGCUCCCAAUCCUGGUUAUCAAAACUGGUCAGGGCGAAGGAGUCUGCCAGCAGGAAAUAAAGUGAAAUGCAUAUAACACAAAGGAACCCCCGUCAGGAACAUCGUAGACAAGGCGAGAAAUGAGUGUGGACCGAAUGUUCUCGAAAAAGGCAGUCGUGACCAAGGCCUUCCUGCUUUACCUCACCUCCGGUGUGCUCAAAGUUUGGGUGGUUGGCGAAUUGCCAGAUGUGUGCACCUCUUGCCAUGCAAACGCCACAUGUGAGGACAAGAUGGAUGGGAGCGGAGGCAAGGUCUGCAACUGCAUGUAUGGCUUCCUAGGCAACGGCAGGACUCAAUGUCUAGACAAAGAUGAGUGUGAGAUGGGGGCUGAUAAAAUUUGCGGAGAUCACACGGUCUGCCACAACACCUACGGCAGCUUUUACUGCACCUGCCUCAGCGGCUACAGCCCAUCCAACAACCUGGUGAUUUUCAUUCCCAAUGAUGGAACCCACUGUAAUGACAUUGAUGAGUGUAGGGUACAAGGUAUUUGUGGAGAGGGGGGCCGAUGCAGGAACGUGCAGGGUGACUUUAACUGCCUCUGCCAAGUCGGAUAUAAAGUGCAGAAUGGAUCAGAACCAUUCCACCCACACCGGGACAAGGCCUUCUGCAAAGCCAUUGAUUGUGGGCAGCUUCCCUCCAUCCCCAACGCUGCCCUGCUCUCUGUCAAGGGAACCCGUUAUGGCAGCAUAGCUAAGUUUGGUUGUCUGGAAGGAUUCUUCCAGAAAAGUGGGCAUGACUCAGCAGUUUGUGGGGCCACAGGUGUGUGGGAAGGUCCCAGUCUGGUGUGCGAAGAGAUUGACUGUGGUGAGCCCCCAGCUCUCCCAAACUCUGUAACGGUGUGGAAUAAAGGCACUACAGUGGGCACAGUGGUGUAUUAUGAAUGCAGGGGUGGAUUCUAUAAUGCAGGACAUGGGAAUUUUUCAGUUUGUACCACAAGUGGCCGAUGGGACGGUGCAUCUAUACUUUGUGAAGAGAUUGAGUGUGGGGAUCCUCCAGUACUACCUCACAGUGGAUGGGCAUGGAACGGCAGCACAAAUUUGGGCAGCACUGUGUACUAUUACUGUAAUGAGGGAUUUUAUCAUGCGGGAGGAGAGAGUGUCUCUCUCUGCAUAGGAAAUGGUUACUGGACCAAAUCAACUUUACAGUGCAAAGAGAUUGACUGUGGUGACCCCCCUGCUCUCCCCCACUCUGUAAUGGUGUGGAAUAAGGGCACUAUAGUGGGCACAGUGGUGCAUUAUGAAUGCGAUGCUGGAUUUUACAAUGCAGGAAAUGUGAAUGUUUCAAUUUGUACAGCUGAAGGUUACUGGACUCAUCCUAAUAUACUGUGUCAAGAGAUUGACUGUGGUGAGCCGCCUGCUCUCCCCCACUCUGUAAUGAUGUGGAAUAAGAGCACCACGGUGGGCUCAGUGGUGUAUUAUGAGUGUGAGGAUGGAUUUCACGCCGUGGGUGGAUGGAGUGUCUCAGUUUGCAUGGAGCAUGGUUACUGGGACAAUGCUACUUUACUGUGUCAAGAGAUCAACUGCGGCCCCCCAACUGCUUUCCCCAACACUGACAUGCACUGGGAUGGUACUACAGGGCUGGGGAGUGUGGUUCGCUAUACAUGCAAACAUGGAUAUUACCAGGAAGGAGGAGGUAGUCAAUCCACAUGCACAUCAGCCAGAGAGUGGGAACAUAUUACUGUAACAUGCAGAGCAAACUGUGGUCCUGUCCCUUCACUGCCUCACACUGAUGUGGCAUGGCAGAAUGGCAGCGUGGCGGGGAGCGUGGCUCUCCAUCGCUGUCGCAGCGGGUACCGAAGCCGUAGGGGGACAGGCCUGUCUGUCUGCAUGGACACUGGGGACUGGCUGGUGGCCACGAUGCUCUGCAGAGAAAUCAAGCCGGCGAUCAGCAAGCCAGUGGUUUUUAAUGAAAAAUGUCUGCGAUGGAAAGCAGAAAUAUAUGAUGGGGACAAGGAGGAUUACAUGGUCCAGUUUGUGGGAUCCAGAGAAUAUCAGAGGAUGUUCCAGGACAAGAGGAAGAGGGUCUUCAGCUCAACAGCUGACUGGCCUGAACUCUGUUUGAACCUACUGCCUGGAACAAACUACACUAUUAACAUCACUGCACAGUCUGCCAGGUUCUCCUCAAUCAUCAUAGCCAACACUAGCAUCCAAGAAAGAAACUGCAGAUGUUUUGACUUCUGGCAAGUGCCACAAGUGCCAGAGGUUGUGUUCAGAGAUGUAGAGACGCCCCUGCCAUCUCUUUGGCUCCGGAGAUCCAUCAACACCUUGGACCCUAUAAGUGUGUACCAGGUGUUCGUGGUGCCCCUGGAGGGAACCAUGGAGUUUGACUGCAGAUCUCCCAGCACUCCGCACUUCCACGGCCUGGGAGAGGCACAUGGGUUGUAUGUGGCAGCACAGAUGCGGGUGGAGGAGAUAGGGAGUGAGCUGAGCUUCACUGUGGGGGACCAGAGCUAUUACGGUGGCUACUAUAAUGCCCCUCUGGAGCCUGGCAAAGACUACUACAUCAUACUACGUGUUGUCAAUCAGUGGGGAAAGGUAAAGGUGGUUAUCUAGUCUGGGGAAACAUGUUAAGAGAUGCUGCAGCUUUGUAUUGAAUGCAAUAUCAGUACUGAAUGCAACAUCACUACUCCUUGUGUGACAGAGAGAGUGACAUGGUCAAGGACAGACAUACUCCAUUAAAAAUCCAGGAGCCAGGAGUCAUUUGGCAAGGGCAAGACCUGCAUUAUCCAGACAUGACUUAAACUGAAUACUUGUGUGCUUUAAACCUAAGGGAACCUAGGACAAGCAGAGUGGGUUGCACAGUUAUUGUGACAUUUAAAUACCUACCAAAGAGCUUGGUGGUAGGUUUUUGUUAUACACCGGACAAUUUUCUGUUGUCACCCUUUCCUUUGCCAUCUUGUUUCUGCUUGUUUAGUAAAUUGAAUUAUUGCACUGGUCAGCUCAGUUUCCUUGAAUUUCUGCACCUGCCUCUGACAGUCUGCCUGAUAUGAUGCCCCACCCCACCCCAGCUAUGCCUCUUGUCUGUAACUAAUCUGACUUGUUACGUAAUGUGAAUGUUGGAAUCCAUCAGUCUGUGUGGUUUAGUUGAAAGCUCACAAGGAAUUAUGGGCUCAUUUUUGGACUCACUCUAACAAAAAAUGCCAAGAACAAUUCCAUCAGAUGAUUCAGUAAGUACCGAAUUAACAGUGUUUGGCCAACAUUUUGAUUUAACUCCAGCCAAGUUGCAGAAAGAAAAUAUUUUAUUCAGAGACCUCCUGUUUUAUGAA
Megalops cyprinoides (Indo-Pacific tarpon) is the source of this 3390-nucleotide messenger RNA. RefSeq names its product sushi domain containing 1 (gene susd1). The transcript is spliced from 16 exons. Bases 206 to 2677 code for a protein of 823 amino acids. Gene Ontology annotation, molecular function: calcium ion binding. Lineage: Eukaryota; Metazoa; Chordata; Actinopteri; Elopiformes; Megalopidae. The record is from RefSeq and is a predicted model, not a curated record.